Messenger RNA from Limulus polyphemus (Atlantic horseshoe crab), 5744 nucleotides. RefSeq lists its product as uncharacterized. NCBI's taxonomy places the organism in Eukaryota, Metazoa, Arthropoda, Merostomata, Xiphosura, Limulidae. The transcript is spliced from 3 exons. Bases 1 to 669 code for a protein of 222 amino acids. The record is from RefSeq and is a predicted model, not a curated record.
AUGAGCACAACAAACAAAAUUCAAGCCAAAUCUGGACGAGACAUUGCAAGAUAUAAUGCACGAGAGGGUGCUAUAUUAACGAACGAGCGUCUCAGAAGUGUAACAAACAAGAUCGGCGAAUCAUACAACAAAGUAAAAUUAUCGUUGACGACGAUGCACGAAAGAUACGAAACUUCCAAAGGAGAACGGAAUAUAUUACAACGUUACGCAACGCUGAAACGCAUGAUAAAAGAUGUCGUGCAACUGGAUGCUCAGUAUUGGAGACUUUUGGAAAUACCCAAACAGGAGCUGCAUGAGCAAGUAAACGUUUAUGUGCUUCGUGCAUGCGCAGCGUUGGAGAAGGCUUCGGAGACACGGACUGCAGAGGGAGGAAAAGGUCACGCAGCAAAGAACCACGAAGAAGAGGCCAAGGACAGGGAUGCGAAGGCUAGAUUUGAUGGAGUUAGUACUCAGGAUAUUGAAGCAGAAAACGAACAACUCAUCAACGACCUUUACCGGCUGCUGAAGAAAUAUUCCAACCUUAAAAACAUCGUCCAUGAAUUAAACGUGGCUUACGUAGAUACCAAAUCCUAUCCUGUCAUUCCUCGCUAUACUAUGUUGAAAGAAAUGAUAAAAGACGUUUUUAGAGAUCCUAACUAUAUGGAAGUUUGCCACGAAGAAGUUGGAUAGGAAACAGUUAUACAACGAUUAAACUAAACGUUAAUAUUUAAUUUUAAUUUUAUGAUAAGAAAUGUUGCAUGCUUGAUUUGUCGAUGUUCUGCCAUUAGAGGGCGCAGUUUAUCAUGUUGCUGUAUAUUUUCGGAAACCCUGGACUAUUAAUGCCUACGCAUAGAAUCUUGUUUUGCACGGUGUUUUAAUGUUUAUCAAGCUGAAGACCAUGACUUUUGUAUUUAACAACAGAAUGUAGUUUAUUAUUAUUCAUAAAGCUCAGUACAAAAUAUAUAUAUAUAUAUACAUAUAAUUUUUUGUAAGUAAUUCAUGGCUGCUUAAAACGAAUUACGCUAAGUAGAUUGGUCCCAUUUCCAAAUUUUCGUUUCAAAUUAGAUAUAUUAGUUUGAUGAAAGUCUAUACAUUUAUGAUAGAUAUAGUAACGAUACACAUUUCUGAUAUCAAAUAUUUUUAAAUAUCUGUAAUAACUGAGAAUAUAAUCCAAAUACACUCACAGCACACAUUCGAUUGGCUGCGCUAUACUGUUGGCAACUGAUAAGAAGGAUCAGAAUGUUAUUUAUCUGAAUGAAUGUCUUAAUCUUACGAGUUGAUAAAGUGAGUCUAAUGUAAAGAAAACUUAGUUUUGUGUUUUAUAUAUUUUACUUUAAAUAUAUCAACACUACUUGUGAAAGAGGAAAAAUAGAGGAAACAGAACUUGACGUAAUGUUAAGUAACCACGUGUCUAGAUAUAUUCAGGCUAUCACGAUUUCCUUUUCCAAAUAUAUGCUCAAUAUAAGAAAUUACUUUUUCCGUUAUCUUACAUUGUAUACUAAUAUCCAGAUUUUGAUGUUCAAAUAAAGGAUAUUAGAUUCAUCCCCAAGCAGUCUAUACGACAACAAAAAUUAUUGUAUCUAUCUUGCUGAAUUCAGUUAUACGUUUAUAUAAACUGCGUAGUUUUUUUAAAGAACUAAUGUCGCGACAUCGUUAACAAAAUGUCUCAAUAAAGCUACCUAUUUGUCAAUUGAUAUAAAUAAUUCAAGUGUGGCAAAGUGGUUUUGUAUAUUAAAAAAUCCAAAACGUGAUUAUAAGUUUACUGGUUAUCCAGUCUAUCUAUAAAACGUAAACGGAGUUUUGCUUCUUUGUGGAUUGAACAGAAUGUUUUUAAGUUCGUCUUCACAAGUUAAGAACUAAAUUUCUGCAUUUGUGCUAAAAUCCUAUGAUGCUAGCAGAUGGCGAUGAAAAUCAUAAGUUAGUUUAUUAAAAAAGUUUAACUUCAUAAAUCAAAUCAGUAUUUUCUUUUACCUUUCUUGCUCUCCUAAGCUGUAUUUAACCGAACCUGAAAACGGUAUUUUGAAAGUUAAUAGAAUGUUAGUGUAAAUAUUAUCCGGAUUUCUAGUUAGUUCUAACAUAGAAAUUAUCUUAAAGCUUUCAUCGAAACCAAGUACAACAAUAAUUUACCAACAGCAACAAAACAAACCUUAUGACCGCUGGAGGACGGUUCUCUCAUCAGCACACUGUGUGAUUAGCAAGAGUUGGUUCAAGUGAAGGUAGAUAUAGAAGAAUCGAUAUCUUAUUUUUUAUUUAUAGCCCAAUUUAGGAUCAAGUGAAGAUAAAGACUUGCAAUAUAUUCCGUAAUUUGUGAUCAAGAAGCGUAACAAACAUGUUACAUUGAGCUUGUGCUAAGUAUUGAUAGGAAUCAACCGCUGAAAUAAUAUAACGUAGAAAAUGUUUCAAUAGAUAAUUUAUUACGCUGUGUUCUAUUAUUGUGCGUUUUCUAACACUAUUGUUGGAUGUAAACAAAUAUGCGAUAAGAAUUGUGUUGGUAAAUAUAAUUACACAGAUGAUAAGAAUACUAUUGUUAAGUGCAAUAUCUCACUUCAUAGAAUAUUAUUCCCUCACUCCCAGUAAGCUGGAAGUUGGUACAGUCGGUAAACCAGCGAUGUGUAAGAUUAAUAUAUAAUGAAAUACGUGGUGAGUCUAAGUGAGGUAGGGAUGAUUCUUAUUGAAAGUAACCACUUGGUGUCCAGAACUGAGGAUGCUGGCGGGAUAAGUUAAUAUUGACCCCAUGCUUCGUGAUAUGAGAGUUAGAUAAUAUGUUUAAUUAAUUGCAGAAAUCGAACGACCUUCAAUUGUAACUAAAACUAACAUCAGUCUCACGUCAGUCUGUAACAGCCAAGCUUUCAUAACGCUUUUGCUAAUUAUUGAAGUUACAAUUUGAACUGAAGAUUAUGUAAAGUAAGCCACCUAUGCUGCUAAAAUCAGUUUAUAACCCUUUUAUGUUUAACGAUCAAAUAAUCAGAGAUGCAUUUCUUUUGUGUAUGUUUGUGUGCGUGCGUAAACAAAUGUACACAAAUUAUUAUUAUUACGAAAAAAAAUGGAUAGCUUUGAUCGGAAAACUAACUCGGAUAUCAUACUUUGAUAUAUAAUAAUUAGCUUUUAUAACGUCAUAAUCAGUUUACAGAUGACAUAAAGUCCUUCAAAGAGAUCAUAUAGAUAUAUUGUUGGUGACUAGUAUAGAUAUAAAAACAUCACUGCCUACAGCAUAAAGAAAGUUUACAAAUAUUCGUGUGGGUUUAUAUUUUUACUCCUUUUGUUUGGUCAAAAUUUUGUCGGUAGGCUAAACAAUAAACGUUUGCAAAGUAUUAUAAAUAUGCUUUUGAACAAACAACUGCUGCUGUGAUAUGCUUAUAGAUGGAGAAGCAGCAUAUAUAUGAAAAACUACAACAACGGUCAACAUUUUGAUUUUUUUUUAAAAAAGGCAAACUUUGAAAGGUACGGUUAUCCUUGAGGACUUACUUUAAACUAUAUACCUGAGCAUUGUGGAAAUCUUUGUACUUAGCCUAAUAUUAAUGUUUUUUAAGCUUAGAAUUGUGCUAAUUUGUUUAGAAAGCGUUGUGCUGGAAGUGCAAGUAUCGUUAUUGAACGUAGUUUUGAUUCAAUAAUAAAAAUAAUAAUGAUAAUUAUAAUAAUCAAAAUUGCGAUUAAAUGUUGUUUUGUGACGAAAACACUGUUAGCUUGUUAAAUUUAUGUUACGUGAUAUAUUUUACUUAAUAUAUAUAUAUUCGGGAUAUACACUAGAUAGCGCUAGAGUAUGUGCUCCGCAGAUGCUGUAGUUGAUGGUGUUUAAUGUAUAUUUAAAGCUUUUAACAACAAAGCUAUUAUGUAUACAUGUAGUCACGUAUUUGUGUCUUCGUUGUAUUUUAUGUGAAGCAAAACGAGAAUAAAUAAUGAAAUAGAAUAGAUACAAAAUAGUUGGCUAAAAGGUCUACAGUAAAAUAUUUGGAAUCUUAUCCUAAAACUCCACGUGUUUAAAGUAUAACAAUACUUUAUCCAAAGGAUACAGCCAAUAUCGUAUAAUAAUAUUAUAAAUUGUACGUAAAGGACAGUAAUGGCCAUUUUUCUCCCAAGAACAGUGUUAAUAGCUCUACGCUUUUAAGUUAUAGAAAUUACGCGUGUUACUAAUUCAGCAACUUACUUCUAUCAGGGUGUAAAUCAUAUCAUUAUGAAUAGGAAUGCUUCCAAAACAUAUCGAUGUAUAUUCCUCUAAAACUUCUAAAAUUGUUUUACUACAAAACAUAUCAUUAUGAAUAGGAAUGCUUCCAAAACAUAUCGAUGUAUAUUCCUCUAAAACUUCUAAAAUUGUUUUACUAUAAAACAUAUCAUAUGAAUAGGAAUGCUUCCAAAACAUAUCGAUGUAUAUUCCUCUAAAACUUCUAAAAUUGUUUUACUAAAAAACAUAUCAUUAUGAAUAGGAAUGCUUCCAAAACAUAUCGAUGUAUAUUCCUUUAAAACUUCUAAAAUUGUUUUACUAUAAAACAUAUGUUUUUUUUCAUCAACACCUUGUAAAAAAGGUAAAAGCUGAUGAAACUCAGUGGUAUGUUGGCGAGUCAUAGCCAAGAUGCACAAUGCUGCUUAAAGCUUUUUGUGUGUGUGUGUGUGGAAAUUGAGCAUCCUACAAGAAACGUUAUAAAUGAUAUAAAUUUACUUAUAUGCAUCACUUAUAUAUGUUAAACUUUAACUUCGUGAAAUUUUGUGAUAAAUAUAAUAAUCUUGUCCUAACAUAAAUACACGUGGUCAUGUAAAAAUCAAAUAAAAACAUCAUUUUGAAUUUUUUUUUGUUUCAGCCGAAAGUUUUUUUUCCAGUUAUGUUGUUAAUGGUUACAUGAAAUUUCAUCAUAUAUGGAAAAGUGCUUAUCUUAUUUUUAAGAACAGUAUUCCUAACAUGUCGCAAAACAUUUUGUCUUAGCUAAUCACGAAACUUUGUUUUAUAUUUGGUAAUUUUGUUUAGUCGUGCACGUCUUUUUAUAUUGCUACUUCCGAUUGACCCUUAACUUUAACCUUUUAACCCUUAAAUUUUCAAGUUUCAACGGUCACGUCAUUUAAUGUGAAUUAGUUUUUCUUAUUUUCGAAAUCUAACUUAACUAUUUGAACAAGUGCAUACACGCUAUUAAUAUAUAUGUAUAUGAAUCGAAAACAAUCGUAUUAAAUAUCACUCUAAUAAAAUGCCUAUUGCAAAGUAUUUACAAAGUCCAAGUUUACUGAAAUUAAUUAGAACGCUGUGUGUAUUCAUAAACAUUGAUUCUAAGAAGUCAGUGGGAGAGAAAUCACAAUUCAACAAUAACCCAGAGCGUUGAAGAGGUAGACUUUUCUUCUUCGGAUAUGACUUAGGCUUAAGCAAAACUGAAGUAUAGAGUAACCUAAAUGUAUGUAUACAAUUAUUAAAUAACCUGAAGCUAUUUUGUAUUAAUGUGUCUUUCAUUUAAAUAUGCUGGAAAAGAAAUGAAAUUUCGGUUUCCCCCGUUUCCUUUCAUUAGGAUUCAGGCGCAAAGGUACUGAAACAUUGUCUACUUUCCAGCAAAUAUGAAUUAAUGAAUUAAUUCAAAAGAUAUAUCGAAGUUGUGUAAAAUAAACACUGCCUGUGACCACCUUUAGAAAACCAAUUUCAAAAUGUUAUUGUUAAAAUCCAAUUUCACUGAAUUAUUCAUUUGUGACAGGUUUAUGUCAAUUCCAACGAAAAGCAUUUGAUGAAUAAAUAUGUGUUUAUUUGUGAGUGAUAAGAUAUAGGUUACUAUAUAUAUAUAUAAGCGUUUGUAAAA